AAAUAAAAGGUCAAUGUGUGGAUUUCCACAGCAGCACUCUUACUCCGUCAGUGUCUGGAAACUAAGCCUUGGUCAACACCCAUGAAUUUGCAUUGUGGAAUAACAGAGAAUUUGCCAGCUGGCACAAAUCCCCCUAAAUUUGCAUCUUGUGGUAGAAUACUCCUUCCCUGUGUUGACAUAACUCUAAACGAGGUGAUGAGAAAUAGGUUGCAAACAUAUAGCUGACUCUACUGCAAAGGCUGUAAUGCCACAACCUCCUCCAAACUUUAUCUUGCUGAAGUUGUUCUAGUUAACAGCGUUGCUUUGGAAUACUUUGUGCUGAACAGGGAGGGGGGUGUGAGAUAGUUGUCACUGUCUGCUGCACUUAGAUACAUACAUCUGGUAUAGAAGAAACUCAGUUGCAAGGAAUCAACUAGUAAGGCACUUGGUUAAAACAAGUACAUUUUUCGGGGGUGCGGUGGCUCACGCCUGUAAUCCCAGCACUUUGGGAGGCCAAGGCGGGUGGAUCUCGAGAUCAAGAGAUCGAGACCAUCCUGGUCAACAAAGUGAAACCCCAUCUCUACUAAAAAUACAAAAAAUUAGCAGGGCAUGGUGGUGCGCACCUGUAGUUGCAGCUACUCAGGAGGCUGAGGCAGGAGAAUUGUCUGAACCCAGGAGGCGGAGGUUGAGGUGAGCCGAGAUGGCGCCAUUGCACUCCAGCCUGGGUAACAAGAGUGAAACUCCAUCUCAAAAAAAAAAAAAAGGAAGCCUGGCGUCUUCUGGAUACCAAACUGAGACGAACUAGGUCCUUUAUCAUGAUGAGAGAGUAGAGUUAAUGCCCGAGGUUCUAGUCAACCACUCUCGGUCCUUAAAGCCAAUAAGAAGGCCGUUACCCUGAGGUUGUCUGUUCUGUAGCUUUUAUGUAACAAACUGAUACUUACUUGGAGGCAUUACUUGUAGCUGGUAUUGAGAAAAACAAACCUGGCCUCAAUCAGUCACAAACAGUCAAACUGGCCAAGUGCUUAUAUAACCAGACAUCUGCGUGCCCAGUCAUGAAUCCAAGGGAACGGUAAAUUGAAAAGAACAAGCGAGUAUGGAGCUGGCCGGCUACCGCAGAGCCACCUUUGGAAAAUUGCUGGUGCCCAAAGAAGACCUGAAACCGUGAAACUUCCAGAAGAAAUCAUUGGAAAAACAUUUCAGGACACUGGUGUGGGCAAAGACUUUUUGCGUAAGGAAUUCAAAGGCACAGGCAACAAAAACAGAAAUAAACAAGCAGGAUCACAUCAGGCCGGAAGCCGUUGCACCACAAAGCAGACUGUGAAUGGGACAUACUUUCAUGGCCCUUUGUAUGCCUUAUAAUUUUUUUGGAAAACUGGGCAUUUAAAUACUAAAUUGUGGUACCUCUAGGAGUCUGAGUCUGCUUUCUCCUUAAGAUUUACUGCUGUUUUCUGUGGAUUGUAAUUGUGUGUUUGUUUAGUGACUUUUCUAAACUAUGUGCAGAGUGUGUUACUUGUCACAUGUGGUCAAAGUCACCAAACAAUUGUAACAUCAACGACAAUCUUCCAAAACUAGCCCACAGGGUGUGUGUAUCGGGCCCACCUUCAAUGUUUAGGCCGCUCACACGCAGUCCUGGCCACGGCUUCUCGCUUGCCCUGAAGCUGAAAGUCAGGCAGGGAUGCCAGUUCAGGGUAACCUCUGGUCUUUCUUGACCUGUCUCUUGUUUUUGAACAGACUGAAGACAUAUCUAUGAGCUACAACUGUGUCAAUUUGUGCCAUUAUGUUUGUUGUCAUUAUUUCAUUUCCCAAUCUCAGUUUUUAGGAAACCAAUGAGAGGGUUUCAUUUCUCUGUGUAACUCAUGCAGUAGGAAGGAAUCCUGUAGUGCCAGCUUCUGCCUCACAAUUAUAAGCAAGACUUUGCCAAGUGAAAAGGAGAGUAUGAAUCUUGUGUCAUGGAUCCCUUGACUUGUGAGUUGUGUUUGACUGAAAAUCUUUCUCAAGUGAAAACGUUUCAGAACCCAGGAGAUCUAACAAUAAUUUUGCAAAUAGUUGUGUGGCUGAGCUGUUUGUUUGCCGUGGGUAAACAAAUAUGAGGAGGAUGAGUCAGCUAGGCUUGAUCAGAAGACAAGUGACAUUUCAACAACCCAAUAGGAUCCAGACAUGGUGGCUCAUGCCUGUAAUACCAGCACUUUAGGAGACUGAGGUGGGAGGAUCACUUGAGGCCAGGAGUUUCAGACUAGCUUGGCCAAUAUGGCAAAACUCCUUCUCUACUAAAAAUAUAAAGAAUUAGCUGGGCCUGGUGGGGCGCGUCUGUAAUCUCAGCUACUUAGGACACUGAGUCAGGAGAAUCUCUUGAGCCCAGGAGGUGGUAGUUGCAGCAAAGAGCCAAGAUCAUGCCACUGCACUCAAGCCUGGGUGACAGAGUGAGACUCUUGUCUCAAACGAAACAAAACCCUAAAAAAACAAAAACAAAAAAACAUAAAACACGCAACAGUGACAGCUUUCACCUGUGAUCAUUGCUAAUCAGGACACAGGUUUCGGUUACUCUAUGUCACCCACUUCCUGGAGUCAAGGCAGAGGAUCAAGAUGCAGGUGGCACAUGGCUCCUGCACAGAAGCUCCCCACAUACCAGCUGCUUCCUUCUGUGUGUGGUGGGUGGGGCCUCCUGUGAGCGGACACUCGGGACCUGGUAUCCUGGGAGAGGCAGCAGGACUCUCUUCACCUGCAGAUUUCCUGACCUGGCCAGUGCCGUGCUAGUGUGGACAGAUGCAGUGACAGUCUUCCCUGGGCUGGCCCUGCUGUGAUCUGGGAACAGGUGUGGGACACGGUCAGAGCAGGUCUUUAGAAUCAGUCUGGCUGACUUGGGACUGGACGUUCUAUUCUGUUAUCUGGCAACAAGCUUGGUUCUUGCCCAUAUUGCACUGCCAUAGUCUUCUCAGCCAAACUUCCCACUCUCACUUUUCCAUACUUCACUUGUCCUGCACUAUUUAAUGUCCGUUCUUAGAGCAACAAAAUAUUAUCAUUUUCUCUUUCAGAUUAGUUAUUGCCAGGAAAUUGAUUUAAAAGUAACCACCAGGCGAGGUGCGGUGGCUCACACCUGCAAUCCCAGCACGUUGAAAGGCCGAGGCAGGAAGAUCACGAGGUCAAGAGAUCUAGCCCAUCCUGGCCAACAUGGUGAAACCCCGUCUCUACUAAAAAUACAAAAAUUAGCUGGGCAUGGUGGCAUGUGUCUGUAGUCCCAGCUACUCAGGAGGCUGAGGCAGGAGAAUUGCUUGAAGCCGGGAGGCGGAGGUGGCAGUGAGCUGAGAUGGCGCCACUGCACUUCAGCCUGGCGACAGAGCGAGACGCCAUCUCAAAAAUAAAAAAUAAAAAGUAAUCACCUAACAUCACCUAAGUGUUGGCAAAAUAUCUCACUCUAGAACACCAAGAAGGAUAGUCAGAUGGAGACAAAAAUGAUCAAGGGUCAGAAGAACAGUCCAACCUCUAUCUCAUUGAGAGAGAAACAUGUACUCUCCCCGGCAAGUGUUUGAAAAUUUGAUCUAGAAUGGUGUUCCAGUCAUAAAACGUAAGUGUGUGUGGUGGGGCUGCAGGUGUAGGGAGGUGAGCCCUGGAGACACUUUGGCUCUGGCUCAGAUGGAACCAGGGCUCACAAGGCUUAGAAAUGCCUGCAGGGCUGGGCUGGGCAUGACCAGGCUGGGGCCUCAGGACUUGGGGCUCUGCCUUUCCUGCCCUUUUCUCACAGCACUCACUGUCCCUUCCAGGUCAAAAUGGUUGAUAACAGUUGCCAUUUUUUUCUUAGCAUUUUUUCCCUUGGUUCACAGAGUACAACCGUUGAGAUGUUGGACAACGAAAGAGCAAACUGAUAAAUUAGUUAGUUUUUUGAACAGCGGAGACCCUUUGUUUGUUUGUGUGAAGGAGGAGAGAGUGAGAGUAGAGAUCUCCCCGGGUCUUAUCCCAGUUCUCUGUGGGAGGUGAAGGUACAGAAUCAUCCAAGGACACCAGGCACCUGAGGACACUUUCAUUGCUAGUGGCAGAGGGUAGCUGCUCUCCUGCCUGUGCCUUGCACUGCCCUAGAGAGAACAGGGCAGAAGGAAGGCAGAUGAGUGACUCCACAUGCAGAGCUGCCUUCCUUUAGUCCAGGAUUCUGUCCUUCCUGUCCUGCAGAACUGCCUGUCACCAGUGUGGGGUGAGACAAGUUUGUCUCACAGAGCUGUGUUCUCCUCGGGGUCAAGUUUGCAGCUACUUGGUGUCACCUGCUGACUCGGUUUGGCACCUGACCACUCAGCCUGCUUCUUGAAUCUUUUGGGAGGAGAGGACAAGAGCAAAGCUUUGGUGUGGUUGGUGACCCGAGAAGCUCACCUGUAGCGGCUGCAGAUGACACAAGCCAGGGGCCAACAGAUGAGCUCCCAAGGCUCAGGCCUCACAAGAAAACUGAGGGACCAGGGCUCGGCGUCCUUGUGAUGCUCACCCUCUCACCUGAAAACUCUUUACUUCUCUUGUGGAUUUCCACUCAUUCUGUGGGCUUCCUCUUUUUCCUUCUGUGAAUAUUUCAUGAUUUAAAAUUCACCCUGAUAUACAGGGCCAGCCAUAAACUGUAUGGUGGGAAUAACUUCAACUACCUUGGCUGGAGGAGGCGAGUCCGCCUGUGGGAAGGGACAGGGUGUCAUAGCGGAGCUGAGGACCAGCAGGAGGAGUCUGUGCUGGAGCGGAUGAAAUUAAGGCUGCGCCUGGGUCCAGCUAACUCCUGUGGACACAGGGGCUGGGAAGAGCAAAGGCAGGGGUGGCUGCAGUCAGCACCAUGCCGGGCCUGCUGCAGAGAGGGGCUCUGUCCUGGGCGCGGCUGCUGCUUCCCUUGGGCUUCCAACUCCUACUGACCCAUGCCUGGCAUUUCCAUAAGCAAAGGGACUGUGACGAAUACAAUGUCAUGGCUCGUUACCUCCCUGCCACAGUGGAAUUUGCCAUACACACCUUCAACCAACAGAGCAAGGACCACUACGCCUACAGACUGGUGCACAUCUUGAAUUUCUGGAAGGAGCAGGUGGAGUCCAAGACCGUAUUCUCAGUGGAGCUCCUGCUGGGAAGAACUAGGUGUGGAAAAUUCGAAGAGGACAUUGACAACUGCCCUUUCCAAGAAAGCCCAGAGCUGAACGACACUUUCACCUGCUUCCUUACCAUCAGCACCAGGCCCUGGAGGACACACUUCGGCCUCCUGAACAAGACCUGCCUGGAGGGAUUCCACUGAGGGAAAGCCACUCCCAGGCCCGGCCGGGUACUGCUCCCACAUUCUGUGGACGUCAGCACUUCUCUCCUGACGACUCUUCGGUGACGGACCAGCUCUGUACUGGUUUGUUACCCUCUUUUGCAGGUGUCUGAGAUCUCAGACCAGCGUUUUAGAAAAUCCACGCAUCCUGAGCCUAAUCAUGUGGUACAGAUCACUAAACAUCAGCAUGUUCAGAA
This is a messenger RNA of Callithrix jacchus (white-tufted-ear marmoset), 5433 nucleotides long. It is a transcript of the gene CST9L, whose product is annotated as cystatin 9-like. Lineage: Eukaryota; Metazoa; Chordata; Mammalia; Primates; Cebidae. Gene Ontology annotation, molecular function: cysteine-type endopeptidase inhibitor activity. Gene Ontology annotation, biological process: antimicrobial humoral response. The record is from RefSeq and is a predicted model, not a curated record.